Molecule: messenger RNA, 1616 nt
Organism: Esox lucius (northern pike)
Lineage: Eukaryota; Metazoa; Chordata; Actinopteri; Esociformes; Esocidae
Gene: ascl1a
Product: achaete-scute family bHLH transcription factor 1a
Exons: 2
Coding region: 166-750 (194 amino acids)
Biological process (GO): sensory organ development; neuron differentiation; positive regulation of transcription by RNA polymerase II
Cellular component (GO): RNA polymerase II transcription regulator complex
Molecular function (GO): RNA polymerase II transcription regulatory region sequence-specific DNA binding; DNA-binding transcription factor activity, RNA polymerase II-specific; protein dimerization activity
Source: RefSeq, a predicted model, not a curated record
CGGAGGAGUGUGCUAGGCAGAAGUCCACUAGACUGCCCAUUAAACAAGGCUAAAGUGAGCAUUGAGCCACACGUGAACGCCACGAGCUGGACGCACUGCCACCGAUCAAUCCAAAGAAUAACUUCGUGAUUCUCUGCAAAUCCGUUUCUUUUUCACUUCUUGCCAAUGGACAUCACAGCCAAGAUGGAAAUAAAUGUGACCCAGCAGCAGUUCAUGGCGCCAGCCUGCUUCUUUGCUGCCACAGCGCAGAGCAUCCAGCUCAGCCCGACCAGCAGCCAGGGUAGCGGCAAGUCAGCAUCCAAGGUGAAAAGGCAGCGCUCAUCCUCGCCGGAAUUGCUAAGAUGCAAGAGGAGGCUCAACUUUGCUGGCUUUGGGUACAGCCUGCCGCAGCAGCAACCGCACACAGUGGCGCGGCGAAACGAGAGGGAGCGCAACAGAGUGAAACUUGUCAACAACGGCUUCGCCACUCUCCGGGAACAUGUCCCCAAUGGCGCGGCCAACAAGAAGAUGAGCAAAGUGGAAACGUUACGGUCGGCGGUGGAGUACAUUCGCGCACUGCAGCAACUAUUGGAUGAGCACGACGCCGUGAGUGCAGCGUUUCAGUCUGGAGUCUUGUCACCUAACAAUUACCCCAAUGAGAUGAACUCCAUGGCUGGCUCUCCAGUGUCCUCCUACUCGUCGGAUGAGGGGUCCUACGACCCUCUCAGUCCGGAAGAGCAGGAACUCCUGGACUUCACCAACUGGUUUUGAGCAUCUGUAAAAGAAAUUUGGAUCAACUGAAUGACGUAUACUCGUAUGCGCUCCGGAGGGUCUCAGAUGAGCUCGCGCCCUCCAGAACAAGAUGCACUGAGCUGGCGCUCUGCUCCAGUCGUUUACUGACUGGUCCAGCUAUGUGGCUUUGCAAACGAAGAAACUGCGGACAUGCAGGCCCGUGUUCAGCCAUGCGCCAAAGGACUAUAAAGAAGACGGUCCGACAGCGUGGGAAUCCAACUUCCCAGCGCAUUCGCCCAUAAAAACAUUUUUUUUCAAAAACGACUUACAACAUUAUAGCACAUAAAACAUUAUUUAAAAUGUUGUUCUCAAACUAUGCUAAAUCUAAUCAAAGAACAUCAACCCUUCUUUGUAAACUCCUGUGACAUUUAGUUCUAAAAUGCUUCCAACGUGAGGAUUUUAUUAUAUUAAAUUCUAUAUCAAACAUGUUUUUGAAAUAUAUUAAGAUAUUUUUGUAUGUAAAGAGAUUUUAGAUGUUUUGUACACAUUCUUUUGUAUAUAUUUAUAUUGAUACGUUGCUUAUUACCUCUUGCAUAUUUUAGACUUGUAGUCUAUAAUGCUCUGCAGCUGGCUAUUCUGUGUAUGGUCAUUGGUUAAUGAGGUUUCGAGAAGGGGUUUGACACUCCGACAUUUUAAUUUAGCACCAAUGUGUCUUAUUUAAUAGGAAAUACAUGUUAUUGUACAUGGAGUUCACGAUGAUCAAAGGUUAUGCAGCUAUUGUCCAAACAGAGCACAACUGCCAUGCAUUGUCUCUUUAUACUGCCAGCUCUACACUGCCUUUACUUAUACCAUGUUGGUUGAAAAAAAGAAAAGCAUAUAACCAUAUUUUCUACACUCUCUCAUAA